This is a messenger RNA of Botrytis cinerea B05.10, 1423 nucleotides long. RefSeq lists its product as hypothetical. The record is from RefSeq and is a predicted model, not a curated record. NCBI's taxonomy places the organism in Eukaryota, Fungi, Ascomycota, Leotiomycetes, Helotiales, Sclerotiniaceae. The transcript is spliced from 2 exons. The coding region runs from base 141 to 1271 and encodes 376 amino acids. Gene Ontology annotation, cellular component: TRAPPIII protein complex.
GACAUCAAAACCUACAAUUGAGAACGGGGACUCUUACAACAGACAGCAAUAAAGCUUGUGACGGUUAUACUAGUUGUAUGGGUCGGCAUUGGUCUAUGACUUCCAUGAGAUAGAAACGAGACUCAUAUAUAUCCUUGAAUAUGUCGCAUCAACGGGCUACCUCGACCUUGGACGGAGUGAAAGAACCGCAUUCAGUCAGUUUGAAGGUUUUAAGACUUUCUCGUCCAUCGCUUUCAAUUCAGCAUCCACUUCCCACACCAUCUCCUUCACCCCCUCUAAAUCUCAGCCUUCCCGCCCCUUCAGCCUCUCUCUCAUACCCAUCUCCCACCCCUUCGAACUUUAUUCUCUCUCCUCUUCUCACACUUCCUCCAGCUUUUGGAUCUGCAUAUGUAGGAGAGACAUUCAGCUGUACUCUUUGCGCUAAUAAUGAGCUCCCCUCUCCAAUUUCUCAACCCGCUCAAACUCACACCUCCCCGGAUAUCGCAACCUCAGCCAAUUCCAACAAAAUAAUAUCAAACAUCACUCUCACCGCGGAAAUGAAGAUCCCUUCCACACCAACUCCUAUACUGCUCCCUCUUUCUGGUCCUGAGUCUCCCCCACAAGUCUCUACCACCUCCGAUGAAGAAACCCCGGAAGCACAAAUCACAUCUCAGACUUCAUUACAGAAAGUCCUUCAUUUCGAUCUCAAAGAAGAAGGCUCUCACGUUCUGGCUGUCACAGUAACUUAUACUGAAUCAUCCCCAUCCUCUCCUCCACGCACUCGCACAUUCCGUAAACUAUACCAAUUCAUCUGUAAAGGCUGUCUCGUUGUCCGUACCAAAAUCGGACCACUACCUUUCCAGAAGUCCACCCUCUCAAAUGUUUCCUCGUCUAAAAAAUACGCAUUGGAAGCCCAAUUAGAAAAUAUCACAGAAGAUAAUCCUAUUACAUUGACUUUGGUUCAUUUGGCCACUACCAAGGGAUUUAAAGCUACGAGCUUAAACUGGGAAAUUGUAGUUUCUGAUUCAGAAAAGGAGAAUGGAGGAGAUGUGGAAUUGGAGAGACCCGUACUAGCACCAGGAGAUAUUCGACAGGUUUGCUUUUUGGUCGAAGAAAAAGUUCCUGGUGAUGAUGGGGAAGUCGCGGAUAGUGUAGAGGGGGGGAAAGAAAGCGAAAUUAUAGAUGGAAGGUUGAUAUUUGGCGUAUUGAGUAUAGGGUGGAGGGGCGCCAUGGGAAAUAAAGGGUUUUUGAGUACGGGGAAUCUGGGAACUAGGGUCCAGAAUAUUCAAUAGUUCGGACUGCAAUCUAAUAAUAUAAGGUUUUGAAUAUCCAAAGGCAAUUGGAAUCUGAAAAUGAUUCAAUAUUCCAAUCAAAUUUAACAUCUCAAAUGAUUUGAACGUUCUAACUAGUUUGAAGGGUUUCAAAUAUUUAUUAUUGAACUGCA